This is a messenger RNA of Ilex paraguariensis (yerba mate), 354 nucleotides long. The record is from the annotation of a GenBank genome assembly. Lineage: Eukaryota; Viridiplantae; Streptophyta; Magnoliopsida; Aquifoliales; Aquifoliaceae.
AUGGUUAGUGAGAUAACUUCAUGUCAGAUUUCUUACUUUGAUAAGCAAGAUGUGAGGGUGUGGAUGCCUACUUCUACAGGCAAGUUUUCAAUUGAGUCAGCAAGGUCUACAGCUAGGCAACAUGGGCUUUUCUCUUUCAACUGUUGCUCUUAUUUGGAAGCAGCAGCAGAUGGGGUGUUAAAAUUAAACGUUGAUGGAUCUGCUAAAGGUUGUCCAGGGUGGUCUGGUGGUGGAGCUGUGCUGCAUAAUCAGAGUGGUCAGUUAAUUUUAGCAGCUUCCAAGUUCUAUGGAGUAGGCACGAAUAUGGCAGCUGAAAUUCGGGGCCUUGGUGGAUGGGUUGCAAUUAUAUCAUAA